This is a messenger RNA of Parnassius mnemosyne (clouded apollo), 3180 nucleotides long. The record is from the annotation of a GenBank genome assembly. NCBI's taxonomy places the organism in Eukaryota, Metazoa, Arthropoda, Insecta, Lepidoptera, Papilionidae.
AUGCAUCGUGCAAGGAUUGUCCUACAAGCCUCAAACAAAGUUGGCAACUGUGAGAGAUUUGCAUCAUGGCUUUUAAACAAAUCCCAGACUGCCGCUGUGACAGUAAAUGCCCAAAGGCUGAAGAGUUCUACAGCAGCAGAACCCUUCCUCAAUGGCUCCAGUUCUGCCUAUGUGGAGACAAUGUACAAUGCCUGGCUAUCAGACCCAAACUCUGUUCAUGCGUCGUGGGACGCAUUCUUCCGCAAUGCGACAAACGGUGCACAACCCGGCCUUGCCUACACUCCGCCACCCAAUUUGGCGCCUUUUUCUAAAAAUGAGGUGCCACUUUCGUCGCUUGUGCCUGCUUCUGCUGGAAUGCCUUCGAUUGCUUCAGGUUCUCCAAUCAACGAGAAGAUCAUCGACGAUCACCUGGCAGUGCAGGCUAUCAUCAGGAGCUACCAGGCUCGCGGUCACUUGGCGGCCGACGUGGACCCGCUCGGCAUCACCACGGCCGAGCUGCCCGCACUGGGCAUGCGCGCGCUCGGCUCCGAGCUCAUCAUGAGGAAAUAUUUCAACUUCGAUGAAGCCGACAUGGACAGAGUUUUCAAACUCCCUUCGACGACUUUUAUUGGAGAAAAAGAAAAAGCAUUACCGUUAAGGGAAAUCUUGAACCGUCUCGAGCAAGCAUACUGCAACAACAUCGGCAUAGAGUUCAUGUUCAUUAACUCACUAGAGCAGUGUAAUUGGAUCAGACAGCGAAUGGAGCCGCCCAACGUGACCAAGAUGAGCCCCGACCAGAAGAGGCUCGUCCUCGCCCGCCUUACCAGAUCUACUGGAUUUGAGAACUUCUUGGCGAAAAAAUGGUCAUCAGAAAAACGUUUCGGCUUGGAAGGAUGCGAGAUACUCAUCCCCGCAAUGAAGCAAGUUAUUGACGUCUCUACAAAACUCGGCGUGGAAUCCAUCAUCAUGGGCAUGCCCCACAGAGGUCGUCUCAACGUGUUGGCAAAUGUUUGUCGCAAACCUCUCCAUCAGUUGUUCACACAGUUUGCUGGUCUUGAAGCGGAGGAUGAUGGCUCCGGUGAUGUAAAAUACCAUUUGGGAACGUACAUCGAGCGUUUGAACCGUGUCACGAACAAGAACAUCCGAAUGGCCGUCUGCGCUAAUCCUUCUCAUUUGGAAGCCGUCGAUCCCGUCGUGCAGGGUAAGACCCGAGCUGAGCAGUUCUACAGAGGAGACAAUGAAGGCAAAAAGGUUAUGUCGAUCCUGCUCCACGGUGAUGCGGCGUUUGCUGGUCAGGGCGUAGUGUUCGAGACAAUGCACUUGUCGGACCUGCCGGCCUACACGACGCACGGCACCGUACACAUCGUCGUCAACAACCAGAUCGGCUUCACCACCGACCCGCGCCACUCGCGCUCCUCCGCCUACUGCACAGACGUGGCCCGCGUGGUGAACGCGCCGAUCUUCCACGUGAACAGCGACAACCCGGAGGCCGUGAUGCACGUGUGCAACGUGGCGGCCGAGUGGCGCGCCACCUUCCACAAGGACGUCGUCAUCGACAUCGUCAGCUACCGCCGCAACGGACACAACGAGGUCGACGAGCCCAUGUUCACGCAGCCGCUCAUGUACCAGAAGAUCAGGAAGACUAAGCCUGUGUUGGAAAAAUACGCCGAUCAACUGAUUGCUGAAGGUGUUGUCACUGCCGAAGAAGUGAAAGAUGUUAAGGACAAGUAUGAAAAGAUCUGUGAGGAUGCUUACAAUCAGGCCAAACAAGAGACUCAUAUUAAAUACAAAGACUGGCUUGACUCGCCUUGGUCUGGCUUCUUUGAGGGCAAAGACCCAUUGAAGAUGUCUCCAACUGGAGUUGUCGAGGAAACUCUCGUCCACAUUGGCAAACGUUUCUCAUCUCCUCCACCCAAUGCUGCCGAAUUCGAGAUCCACAAGGGUCUGCUUCGUAUUCUUAAAUCUCGUAUGGAAAUGGUGGAAAAUCGCACUGUUGACUGGGCUUUGGCUGAAGCUAUGGCGUUUGGAUCAUUAUUAAAAGAAGGCAUUCAUGUUCGCCUGUCUGGAGAGGAUGUUGAGAGAGGCACAUUUUCACAUAGGCAUCAUGUGCUUCACCACCAGAAGGUAGACAAAGCUACUUACUGUCCACUUGCCCAUCUUUAUCCGGAUCAAGCUCCCUACACUGUUUGUAACAGCUCCUUGUCUGAAUAUGGUGUACUUGGCUUUGAAGUAGGCUAUUCAGUUACAAACCCGAACGCGUUAGUGCUAUGGGAGGCGCAAUUCGGUGAUUUCAACAACGUAGCGCAGUGUAUUAUCGACCAGUUUAUCUCCAGCGGACAGGCCAAGUGGGUGCGCCAGUCUGGCAUUGUGCUGCUUCAGCCUCAUGGCAUGGAGGGCAUGGGACCAGAGCACUCUUCAGCCCGCUUGGAACGUUUCCUGCAGAUGAGUUCUGAUGACCCUGACUACAUGCCCCCAGAAAGCCCAGACUAUGAAGUGCGGCAGCUGCACGACAGCAACUGGAUCGUGGCGAACUGCUCGACGCCGGCGUCGUACUUCCACAUCCUGCGGCGCCAGAUCGCGCUGCCCUUCCGCAAGCCGCUCAUCCUCAUGACGCCCAAGUCGCUGCUGCGCCACCCCGAGUGCAAGUCCUCCUUCGACGACAUGAACGACGCCACCGCCUUCAAGAGAUUGAUUCCGGAGGAAGGUCCAGCGUCACAAUGCCCUCAAAAUGUGCGCAAGCUGGCGUUCUGUUCGGGACGUGUCUACUACGAUAUGCUCAAGGAGAGGCGCGAGCGGGGACUUGAAAAGGAUAUUGCUAUUGCCAGACUGGAGCAGAUCUCGCCGUUCCCGUACGAUUUGAUCAAGGCUGAAGUGGCCAAGUACCCCAACGCGCAGCUGGUGUGGAGCCAGGAGGAGCACAAGAACAUGGGCGCCUGGAGCUACGUGGAGCCGCGCUUCCGCACUAUGCUGCAGAACCAAAAACAGAUCAGGGCAAAGUCCCAAUCGCAAGGGGGUAGUUGGCUAAGCCAACUUUUCGGCUCGUCUCAGCCAGCCCCACAAACUGACAGUAUGGAAACAGAAUCUGUGCCGAGAAUCAUUAGCUACAACGGUCGUCCAACCGCCGCUUCUCCGGCCACGGGUUCCAAGGCGGCUCACAACAAGGAGCUGAAGAAUCUUCUCGACGAAUUUUGCGUGCUAUAA